GGAGUGGGUGCAGCAAUACCCUCCUCUCCUGCAUUUGAGGGGUCAAUCCCGAGGAGGGUUCUACACGGAGUCCCACGGCUCCCCGGGAGUGGGAAUGUCCCUCCCCGCCUCAUGUCCCAUCCCCAGCCAAGCUUCUUGGGAUGGUUCAUCUCCCAAGUAAACCACUGGCACACAAACCCUGUCUCAGAGCUGCUUUAGCAGGAUCCCGACCCCAGUGUUUCCCAAGCUCCGCCUGACACACAGGUCAGCGUUCUUUCAGAGCAUUUUCCACUAAAAAGCAGUGCACGCGCUCUGUGGGGUGGUUUCCGCACUGCACCCACCCCUUGGCAUCCCCCAUCCCUGCGCAGAGCAGCCCGUCCCUCCGUACUCUUUUAUCUGCAAGGCCUGCCAGUGAUAAGAAUGUUCCAUGUCAUCUUCCUGUCCCUGACCUUUGAAGAACUCUGUCCACUCAGGGCCUGUGACGGUGACUCAGACCGAGAUGUUCCUUUCUGUGGAUGAAAGUAGCAGGAACAGAGAGGGGCCCGGGGCUGCUGCUCCUCCCUCCCCCUCCCCAGCAGUCACCGAGCACCCGGCUCUCCAGCAGGAAGGCCUAGUUGUUGACGCCCAGGAGUGGACAAAGCCGUGGCCAGGAGCAGCUGUUCUGCUGAAAUGUCACCGCUGCUGCUGCUGCCACCUCUGCCUGGGGCUGAGAAUCCAGGGACUGGCCUCUGGAACUCCCCUGCUGGAGGACAAACACCUCUGCCGCUGAACUUGCCAGGCUUGGUGCCUCUGCUUGCUCUUGCUUCCCGGGCUCAGCAGGAUGAACCCAGGAGCAGAAGGAGUGGCAGAACAGGCUCAGCCCAGCGGGGCAGUCACCCUGCAGUGGCACACACGUCCGUGGGAGUCCACAUGCACCACGAGGGUUCAGCGCUGCUGCAUGCUGGUUUAUUUGAUGCGAAGAGAACACUCUGGAAUGCCAGCCGGGGACGCGGAUCCAAGGUUGCCCAAGUGUUCUCCAAUACAACUCAUGAGGGUUUCAAUGUCACCCUCCACACCACCCUGGGUGUCACGACCAAACUGGUGCUCCCGACCCCUGCCAAGCCCAUCCUCCCUGUGCAGACGGGCGAGCAGGCCCAGCAGGAGGAGCAGUCAAGUGGCAUGACCAUUUUCUUCAGCCUCCUUGUCUUAGCUAUCUGCAUCAUAUUGGUGCAUUUACUGAUCCGAUACAGAUUGCAUUUCUUACCAGAGAGCGUUGCUGUUGUUUCUCUAGGUAUCCUCAUGGGAGCAGUUAUAAAAAUUAUAGAGUUUAAAAAACUGGCAAAUUGGAAGGAAGAAGAAAUGUUUCGACCUAAUAUGUUUUUCCUCCUCCUGCUGCCGCCUAUCAUCUUUGAGUCUGGAUACUCCUUGCACAAGGGUAACUUCUUUCAGAAUAUUGGUUCCAUCACUCUGUUUGCUGUUUUUGGUACAGCGAUCUCUGCUUUUGUAGUAGGUGGAGGAAUCUAUUUUCUGGGUCAGGCUGACGUCAUCUCUAAACUCAACAUGACAGACAGUUUCGCAUUUGGCUCCCUAAUAUCUGCUGUUGACCCCGUGGCCACUAUUGCUAUUUUCAAUGCUCUGCAUGUGGACCCCGUGCUCAACAUGCUGGUGUUUGGAGAAAGUAUUCUCAACGAUGCCGUCUCCAUUGUCUUGACCAACACAGCUGAAGGUUUAACAAGAAAGAAUACGUCAGAUGUCAGUGGGUGGCAAACAUUUUUACAAGCCCUUGGCUACUUCCUCAAAAUGUUCUUUGGCUCUGCGGCACUCGGCACCCUCACUGGCUUGAUUUCUGCAUUAGUGCUAAAGCAUAUUGACUUGAGGAAAACGCCUUCCUUGGAGUUUGGCAUGAUGAUCAUUUUUGCCUAUCUGCCUUAUGGGCUUGCAGAAGGAAUCUCACUCUCAGGCAUCAUGGCCAUCCUGUUCUCGGGCAUCGUGAUGUCGCACUACACGCACCAUAACCUCUCCCCGGUCACCCAGAUCCUCAUGCAGCAAACCCUCCGGACCGUGGCCUUCUUGUGCGAAACAUGUGUGUUUGCAUUUCUUGGCCUGUCCAUUUUUAGUUUCCCUCACAAGUUUGAAAUUUCCUUUGUCAUCUGGUGCAUAGUGCUCGUGCUGUUCGGCAGAGCCGUCAACAUUUUCCCGCUUUCCUACCUCCUGAACUUCUUCCGCGAUCACAAGAUCACCCCGAAGAUGAUGUUCAUCAUGUGGUUUAGCGGCCUGCGGGGGGCCAUCCCUUACGCCCUGAGCCUGCACCUGGACCUGGAGCCCAUGGAGAAGCGGCAGCUGAUCGGCACCACCACCAUCGUCAUCGUGCUCUUCACCAUCCUGCUGCUGGGCGGCAGCACCAUGCCCCUCAUCCGCCUCAUGGACAUCGAGGACGCCAAGGCGCGCCGCAGGAGCAAGAAGGACGUCAACCUCAGCAAGACGGAGAAGAUGGGCAACACCAUCGAGUCCGAGCACCUGUCGGAGCUCACCGAGGAGGAGUACGAGGCCCACUACAUCCGGCGGCAGGACCUCAAGGGCUUCAUGUGGCUGGACGCCAAGUACCUGAACCCCUUCUUCACACGGAGGCUGACACAAGAGGACCUCCAUCAUGGGCGCAUCCAGAUGAAGAGCCUCACCAACAAGUGGUAUGAGGAGGUGCGCCAGGGCCCGUCGGGCUCCGAGGACGACGAGCAGGAGCUGUUCUGACCGAGCUGGGUGCCGCGCCUUCUGGCAGACAGGGCCCAGGCCUUGCCACCCACAGACACCGAGCGUGGCCCUGGAAGUACUUGCACUUGGCAGCCUCUUCAGGGUGUCAGAAGGAGAGUGACGUGAGGCUGCGGAAUCUUCUUAGCCCGCAGUUUUCCAGGCCUUUGGAAACUCUCAUCUCCCCACUCCUCACUGAGCAGGGCCUCCAUAGAGUGGAGUGGCCGCUGUCACAGGUAGUGCCCCCUCCUGCUUCGGCAGCCCCUGUGCAGCCCCUAAGAGAGCGGUUCGGCCUGGACAGGGAAGCCCGAGCCAGGGCCUGCAGGGAGCGCUGAGCCUGGAGCCUGGGGGUCAGGGUCUGACCCUCGUGCAGGCUCAGAAAGCCAGAAACCUCAACCCCCUGAGAAGGAAAAGCUGAGCGACCCUUUUUCUUUACCUCUGAUUGGCACCUCACCGCCUGUCUUCCCGGGGCAGGCAGCUGCUGCCCUGCUCGGGGCGUAUCGUGAAUGUUUACACUGGUGCCCACCUUGAGGCUGGGCCCUUCUUAGAGCCUGGUUGGAAGCUGCAGCCCUGGGUCUCAGGCUGGGGCAUUGGGCUCUUUUGUGGGGUCAGAGCGCCCCCUAGAGAGAAGCUGGAAAAUGGUGUCUGCAGCCAGCCAUGGCUGCCUUGAUUCUGUUUCAGUUCAUGCACUUUUACCAAGUCCAGGAGUCUGGUAGCCUCCUGCCUCGGCCGGCAUCCCAUCUCCCUCGCUGGGUCCUGCUGCUCCGUUGUUCUCGUUCAUCCAGCCGAGGUCCUUUGCCAGCUGUAUGUCCACCUGCCAUUACCUGCUGCCACCUUCACUGCUGUUUAGGGUUCUGUUCUCUUCAGUUCCCUACCAUCUUGGUUUCUGCCCGUCUCCCAUGCUGGGGUGCCAGCUCCCCACCCAGAGGUACCAUCUCGGGCCCUGCCUCCCCUGCCGCCUCAAGCUGCCAGUCGUUUGCGUGUGACCCACACCCCGUUCCCACCCACCUUUUGUGUAACUGCUCCACUACGCCCAUCCACAGGCGUGGACAACGUUCCCCUAUGGCUCUGGGUCCCAGCUGGAGUCGAGAGCAGAACCCUCAGGUGAUUCAGUUCAUCACGUGCAUGUCCUUGGCUCUCAGUGGGACACUGUGGGCCCACGGUCUUUAUGGGCCAGCAUGCCUUGGAGUGGUAGAAGGUGUAUUUCUCUGUCUUAUGCCCCAGGCAGGGUGACUCUGGAGUCAGGAAGGACCGACCGCAGACCCCCUAGGAUUCUUGCCAGGCCCAGCCCUCACUGCUCACCUUGCCUAGAACUUGUCGCCAUCAGGCAGGAAGCCACGCUUGCUUUUAUGCAUGAGAAGUGAGUUUGUGCUUGAUAGAGCUACAGCGUGGUCUUUUCCUUCCUAGAGUCCCACACCUUGACCCCAUAGUUCAAGCCAUCCCAUUGCCUUGCAUAAUUUUGUUUUCCACCAUUUCUUUGCUGUGGAAGAAGAGGUCAGAGAAGAAGGGGACCUUCACCCUUGCUUGAGAAUAGGCAGGGAGCUGAGACCAGAUUGAUCUCUUAGCCCAGCUCAGAGCUAAUUUCUCUUCUCCCCUGAAAUCCAGGGUCUGAUAUCAGAGAUGAAGGUUGUUUGGUUGUUUUGCAAGCUCAGUAACUUGCCAAGAUUUUCUUUUUUUAAUCUUAAUUUAUAGAUGAAGCAAUGAGACAGAAGGAGUCUUCUUGGUUCAGACUAUUGUCAUCAGGUCCAGUGGCCCAGCCACAUCAUGCCUUGUCCUCCCACUUUUUGCUGAGACCUGAGAAUGUCAUGGUGGGGAGCAUCUGUGGGGUUUGGUAGAAAGGCCACCAGGCUUUGCUGGUGGGGAGGGUGAGACCUUUCCUGGGCGCUACCAGCACUAGCCUGGGUCUCCUGUGAGUCUCCUCUGCCCCCUGCUGGUAAGUGAGGGUUUAGCAGCCUGGAAGAGCAACCCGAGAGGUGAGGGUGACCGGCUUCGAUUUGUAGUAAGCAGAAGGCCCUGCAGGUGUGUUUUUCAGGUGGAGUAUCACUUCAGGCGGUAAAUAAACGUAGAAGAUAUAAAAGGAUCCAGUUUUGCUAUACCUUCCCGCCUGCUUCAGAUCUAGCCAAGAGACAGGACAGCUGUGGCUCAGAAGGUAUUGCUUUAGAGUGAGGUAAGAGCCAUGAGUGCCCCUGGGAAUGCUGGCCCUGUAGCCAGUAAACCAAGAUGUGCCACAGCAGGCCUGUGCCCCCGACACCCCACUUCCUGGGAUAAAUCGUACACUCAGUGCCACCUGUGGUUGUAGGGCCUCUUGGAACAACCACACCCUGCAACUUGAGAUUGGAGUCCUCAGGAGCUUUUCCUGAGUCCCCAGAGGUCAAGUCAGCUGUGGGCUGGACCAGGCUGGGGACGGCUCAGCCCAUUGGUGCCCAGCCUCUCAGCCCAGGAGCAGAGCCGAAGCCCUCCAGUCCUCAGCCCAAGCCACCGGCCCUCUCACAGUGGGGCUGUAGCAGGGCCCUGCCUGGCCCAGAACGUGGCAGCCCCAGUCAGUGCAGACGUCCUCUUUUGCCGUAUAUGCCUUUGUGUGCGGUGGAUGCCAAAACAGGCAAGUGGGGGCCUCCUUGACACUGGCCAGAUAUCCCUAUCCCUCAGCAAGACCUGGCCUCCUGAGUCUUGGUCCCUGUUUCCAUGGACCCACACCCCGGCAGAGCUCUCAGCAGGGUAGCUGUUACCAGGACCUCACUAGCUUCGCAGUCCAGGGACUGGCAAAGCCCAGGUAGAGAGUUGCCCCUGAUUCCAGCUGGAAGAUCUCACAGCUCUCUGCUGUAGGGUAGGAUUUUAAAAUACAAAAUAGGGUCCCCUCCCCAUUCCCUCCAAAAUGCAGCCAUGUGUUUCCCCUGCUGGUUGGAGCGUCAGAAGCUCAAUCUGAGAUGUUCCCAACACUGCAGCCAGAGUCAUUAGGGUGUCCUCCCAGGACCCCACCUCCAGGGCCCAGGCCUAAGUACAGGCUCCCAGAGAAUAAGGAGCUAGCUCCUUGCCGGUUCCUGCCGUUUCUCAAAUGCAUAUUCAUGGGCCACAAAGGAAGGACUUUCUAACAUGGCCUGCCCCGUCCCAUUUCCCCACCAUCCCAGGGCCCUUACCCACGGUGUGGACUCUCAGCUCUGCAGGCAAGAGGCUGCUGGGAGCCCCUUGGGGCUGUGGGACUGGAAGGAAAAAUGUGUUUGGUGGCCAGAGGAAAGAAGCCACUUGCACAUGACAAGGGAGGGAUGGUUGGGAGGCCCCAGCUUCCACCAGAGGCUCCAGUGCCCUCCGCUGCAGUUCCCACAAGGCCAGAUCUAUUCUCACAGCCAAUAGGAGUCUUGUAUUUUUUUUCAUAUUUUCUCUAAAAAUUAAGGUGUGUGUAAUUAAGUUUGGGUUUUUUAUUGUUGUUUAUUUUUUCUUUAAGGACCCCAGGGAGGAAAAAACAAUUAAACAGGGAACACUGGGGCCAGGCAUUGGGGGCCCUGGCUGCAGGGGAUGGUGGCUGCAUUGGGUGGGGCGGCUGUGCUGCUGGGCCCCUGCUUGUCUCCCUGGACUGAGGAUUCAGGAUCGGAAAAGUCAUGUCACUGGAUAUUUAUUUAGAAAUAAAAAUGCUGCCGAAUCCGAA
Marmota flaviventris (yellow-bellied marmot) is the source of this 6343-nucleotide messenger RNA. Lineage: Eukaryota; Metazoa; Chordata; Mammalia; Rodentia; Sciuridae. The record is from RefSeq and is a predicted model, not a curated record.